This is a messenger RNA of Penicillium diatomitis, 159 nucleotides long. RefSeq lists its product as uncharacterized. The coding region runs from base 1 to 159 and encodes 52 amino acids. Lineage: Eukaryota; Fungi; Ascomycota; Eurotiomycetes; Eurotiales; Aspergillaceae. The transcript has 2 exons. The record is from RefSeq and is a predicted model, not a curated record.
AUGACCAACUCGACUCCAACUGUCCGCUCUGGCAGCUCCGCCAACUCUCGCUCGACCAAGAUGCCUGGUGUACGAUGCCCCAACUGCUACGCCAAGGGUCAAGAAGUAUGGGUUAUUCCAGGCAAGAGUUGCCAUGUCUGCCAUACUCCGUGCGCGUAA